Messenger RNA from Nothobranchius furzeri (turquoise killifish), 1998 nucleotides. NCBI's taxonomy places the organism in Eukaryota, Metazoa, Chordata, Actinopteri, Cyprinodontiformes, Nothobranchiidae. The record is from RefSeq and is a predicted model, not a curated record.
AUGGCAACAGCGAAUUCGGGAGGCGCUUCACAGCCCAACUUAGUGAACAACACAAAGAGCAAAAGUGCAGUGUGGAAACACUUUGGAUACAAGGCUGAUGAGUCGGGGAAAGCAACAGACCAUGACAGGCCCGUUUGCAAGGAGUGCUACAAAGAGAUCGCUACGAAGUCCAGCAGCACAACAAAUUUGGCCAAGCAUCUGAGAGACCGACACCCCAAACUGCAUGACGAAAUGAAACAGGCUCAGGCUGAUGCAGAGAAACAGUUGACAUCCACAAACAAGCCAUUCCAGCCGACAUUGCCUGCACUAUUUGAUCAGCAACGAAAAUAUGGACCUAAGUCCCCAGAGACUCUAAAACUGAACAGACUUGUUGCUGAAUAUAUUUGUAUGGAUCAAGUGCCCAUUUAUUCAGUUGAGAAGCCUGGCUUCCAACAGCUUGUUACGCACCUUAAUCCCAGGUAUAGCAUUCCAUCCCGCAAUUUUUUCAUGUACAGUGAAAUCCCUGCUCUGUACAAGAGUAUCAAAGAUGUUAUACUGAAUCAGUUUGUGGGUAAACCAUUUUACUCAUGCACCACCGACCUCUGGACCAGUAGGGCAUCAGAGUCGUUUAUGGCUGUGACUAUUCAAUCCAUUACUGAUUCUUGGGAGAUGACGAGCUGGUGUUUGGGUUGUGUUGGAAUUCACUCUGACCACACAGGCGAAAACAUCAGGGAGGCAUUUGAGGAGGUCAUCCAGGAUACCUGGAAGCUGGACCUUAACCUAAUGGCAGGCCUUACAACUGACAAUGCCUCCAAUAAUAAAAAGGCUUUUGAGCAGGACUUUUUAUGGAUCCCUUGCUUUGGCCACAACCUGGAUUUGGCAGUCAGCAAAAGUCUAGAGGUAGACAAGGUCUCAUCGACAUUAUCCAGACUUAGAAAAACAGUGUCAGCCUUCAGCAGGUCACCAAAGAUGGUUAGACUACUUAAGAACAAACAAAAAGAGCUGCAGUUAGUUGAACACAGUCUCAUUCAUGAUGAGCCAACACGCUGGGGCUCAUCCUUUGAAAUGGUGGACCGAUUUUUGGAGCAGCAACAAGCUGUGUGUGCAGUUCUAGCAGAGAACAGAAAAAAGUGGCACCUCAUGCCUAAAGAUACAGACAUUACAACUUUAGAGACUGUACAGGAAGUGCUGGGCCCAUUAAGCUCAUUCACUGAUGCUCUCAGUGGAGAAACGCAUACCACUCUUUCCUCUGUGCUCCCUCUCUGCUGGAAGAUUUUCUCAGUUUUAACUGUAGAAGAUGAUGACUCUCACCUGAAAAGGCAAAUGAAGGAACUGAUAGCCAAAGAUCUAAAAACUCGAUACCAGGAUGGGCGCUUACAGUUGCUAUUAAACAUUGCGACCUUUCUUGACUCACGUUUUAAGCUAAAUUUCACAACACUGAAAGAUGAGGUAAAGGAGCACCUCUGUGAUAGCUUAAGAAGCAUUUCAAAUAUUCAAAAUGUAGCUUCUCCAUGUGAGACUCGGCCAGCAAAAAAAUCAAAAACUGACUUGAAGGGAUUGUUGUCUGACAUUCAAGGGGAGAAAAAGAAACACCCUGAUGCACCUCAUGAAGUUGAAAUCACUUCUGCAGAUCGUGACAGGCCAGAGUACAAGCUGAAAAAUGAGCUGACUUUGUACCAAACCAUGCCAGAAGUACAGGCAGAGCAUGAUCCACUAACAUGGUGGAAAGCCAAUCACACUACCUUUCCUCACCUGGCCUUGUUGGCCAAAAAAUAUCUUUGUAUAGCUGCCUCAAGCUGUGCCUCAGAGCGCAUCUUCAGUACAUCAGGGCUCAUUUGCUCCCCAAGAAGGGCAAGACUGACAGAGGAGCACAUUGAUAUCAUUCAUAGCCUCACCUGUCUCGGCUUGAGCCCGCCCACCAGAAGGAUUUUUAAAAAAGUUUUUUGCAACGAGGAAGAGAGCGGAGAUGAAAGAAUAGAAUUAGAUGUAAAUGUUGGCUCGCUGCACUCUUCAACUUAA